This is a messenger RNA of Paralichthys olivaceus (Japanese flounder), 972 nucleotides long. Lineage: Eukaryota; Metazoa; Chordata; Actinopteri; Pleuronectiformes; Paralichthyidae. The record is from RefSeq and is a predicted model, not a curated record.
ACUCACUGUUGAGCUGAGGAGCGACUCUCAGACCUCUGAUUCAGAAGAAAUAGGACAGAAGGGACCGAAUCACUCUUUUAUUUCUGUCUCCCUCCGCAGCCGGACAUGGACUUUUUGCUGGACACCUGUGGACGGCGGAGGUACCUGCUGGUGAUGCAGCUGUUUGUGUUGAAUGCUGCAGCCAACUGUCCCCAGCCCAAGCUAGGUGAAAGUAUAAUUUUGACAAAUGAAGCACUUCUAAAGAAUAACUUCCCAGAAGGCUCUCAUGCCACUUUGCAGUGUGCCAACGGAUUAGUUAAAGAAAGUGGCUCUGGGGUCAUGAACUGCACUGGUGGGAAUUGGACAGAACCAGAUCUGAAGUGUAAAAAGAAGGACUGUGGUCCCCCCAAACCUCAGCCUCACAUGAGUUUCAACAUCAGUGGUGGAACUCUGUUUGGGGCUGAAGUUAGAGUCCUUUGUGAUAAAGGAUUCCAGAUCAGUGGAGUGAGCUACAAAAAGUGCUACGCUUCUGGCUGGAUUGGAAAAGCCAAGUGUGAAAUUGUAACGUGUGAGCAACCUGCUGCAGUGGCCAACGGCAUCACCCUGUGGGAUUCUCAGGACAAUCCCGUAUAUGGAGAAAUCAUACAGUUUACCUGCAAUGAAGGAUACACCCUCGUUGGUAGCAAGAGCACCAUGUGCAGUGAAAGUGGUGAAUACGAUUCUGAGACUCCUGAAUGCAAAGGUGGCAGAGACAGUUUGACAACUGAGGAUGAAGCUGCUCCAACUAGAGCUUCAUCAACAACUUCGUCAUUUAGAGACAAACACGACGGGGGUGUGAAUACUUACACAGAUACCGGACAUACGCCUGUUAUAGUCUCUCUCGUAUGCGUUGUACUAGUUGCAGUUAUACUUGUGGCCGCUUUAUACAGGUGUUAUCUGAGGAGAAAAGGGUGAGAUUUAAUAUUUUUUUCUUAACUCCUUCAUGCAUGGGUC